UCAUUUUGGGGAGGUGGCUUUCCUUCCAGAUCUCGCUGCACAUCUCUUCUGUCACUCUUUCAUUUUCUCUCUCUUCUGUCCCUUCUUCUUCUCUCUCUUCUGUCACUUGUUCCUCUCUCUCUCAUCAACUGGAGCCUUGCGGGUAGAUAUCCAUUACUUCUUACUGUGACCUAUUGACUUCAUCACUAGCUCCUUGAUUUUCUUGGGAAUUUCGAUUUUCUAUCUUUCAACGAUUGGUUUACUUCUUUCAUUUUCUCUGGUUAUUUAUUAAGUGAGCUGAGCAAAGUUAGUGCCAUUGUCUGCAGAGGUUUUUGAUAAGCCAUGGCUGGAGCUGCUGGCGGGUUUGUUACACGGUCUUUCGAAUGGAUGCUAAAGGAGUGCUCGGGAAAGAAGUAUGGAGGGCUUCAGAAGGCUCUUCAGACAUAUAUAGACACUACAAAGGAAAUCAAUCGCCAGUCCUUCUCAACUGAAAAAAACCACACUACAAUCUUGGCUGGGAAUGACAAUAUACCCUCAAAAGCAAGCAACAUCGAUGAGGCUGAAGUCACAAAAGAUGGUAUCAAUUCAGAUGGCUCCCAACCUGUGGUAGCUAUGAUAGAGGCGGUUGAUGAAUCAAGUUGUAGCUCAAGGACUGGUGAAGUUGUUACCAUGACGAUAGCAAGUGCUGGUCAUACCUUAGAAGGUGCUGAAUCGGAGCUUGUCCUACAACCACUCCGACUGGCAUUUGAGACAAAGAAUGUAAAGCUCGUGGAGCUUGCAUUGGAUUGCCUUCAUAAACUCAUUGCUUAUGAUCAUUUGGAAGGUGAUCCUGGUUUAGAGGGGGGUAAAAGUUCUCCACUAUUUACUGAUAUCCUCAACACAGUGUGUGGUUGCAUUGACAAUUCUUCUUCUGAUAGUACUGUUUUGCAAGUGUUAAAGGUUCUUCUAACUGCUGUUGCAUCAACAAAAUUUAGAGUUCAUGGGGAAUGCCUGUUGGGUGUGAUCAGAGUAUGUUAUAAUAUAGCUCUUAACAGCAAGAGCCCUAUAAAUCAAGCAACAUCAAAGGCAAUGUUGACCCAGAUGAUCAGCAUCAUUUUUAGAAGAAUGGAAUCUGAUCAGAAUCAGAGUGUUGUUUCUCAGAGUACGGAGAAAAGAAUCCUAGCUGCUCUUUCUGCAUCUGAUGGUGCUGAGCAUCCAAAUGAAACCUCAGAUAACAGCCUAAACACAGGAAAAGAAAUUUCCAUGGAAGACCAAGAUGCAAAUAAUAGUACUUUGGGUGAUGCUCUUUCCAUGGGCCAAUCAAAAGAUACUUCUCUUCUAUCUGUCGAAGAACUCCAGCAGCUUGCUGGUGGUACUGAUAUCAAGGGUCUAGAGGCUGUUCUUGACAAGGCAGUUCAUCUUGAGGACGGAAAAAAGAUAUCAAGGGGAAUUGAUCUUGAAAGCAUGAGUAUAGGGCAACGCGAUGCUUUAUUGCUUUUUCGUACUCUUUGCAAGAUGGGUAUGAAGGAAGAGAAUGAUGAAAUUGCUAUGAAGACACGGCUUUUGUCUCUUGAACUUCUCCAGGGCUUAUUGGAAGGAGUGAGCCAAUCUUUUACGAAGAACUUCCAUUUCAUAGAUUCUGUCAAGGCAUAUCUUUCUUAUGCUUUGCUCCGUGCAUCAGUUUCCUCAUCCCCUGCAGUAUUUCAGUAUGCAACUGGAAUCUUCACUGUGCUUUUACUGCGAUUCAGGGAGAGUCUAAAGGGGGAAAUUGGAGUGUUCUUUCCCUUGAUAAUCUUACGGUCCCUUGAUAGCUCUGAUAGUCCUCUUCACCAAAGGACUAGUGUUCUCAGGAUGCUGGAGAAGGUAUGCAAGGAUCCUCAGAUGCUUGCUGAUAUAUUUGUGAACUAUGAUUGUGAUUUGGAGGCAGCUAAUCUGUUUGAACGCAUGGUAAAUGCUCUGUCAAAGAUAGCCCAAGGGACUUUGCAUGCAGAUCCAAACACCGCUGCUUCAUCUCAGACCACAUCUACAAAGGCUUCGUCAUUACAGUGCCUUGUAAAUGUAUUAAAAUCACUUGUUGAAUGGGAGAGGUUGUGUCGAGAAUCUACUGAACAUUCAAGCAGCUUGCCGUACGCAGAUGAUGAGGUUUUCUUACGAAAUGAUACUAAAAUAGAUGAGAUGAAAAGCAGGGAUGAUGUUACCAGUCAUUUUGAAAAGGCUAAGGCCCACAAGUCAACUAUGGAAGCUGCUAUCUCAGAGUUCAACAGGAGACCUGCGAAGGGCAUAGAAUACCUAGUUUCAAAUAAUUUGGUUCAGAACAGCCCUGCUUCUGUUGCCCAAUUUCUUAGGAAUACUCCUGGUUUGGAUAAGGGAAUGAUUGGUGAUUAUUUGGGUCAACAUGAGGAAUUUCCCCUAGCUGUCAUGCACGCGUAUGUCGAUUCAAUGAAAUUUUCUGGACUGAAGUUUGAUGCCGCAGUACGUGAGUUCCUUAGAGGCUUUCGACUUCCCGGGGAAGCACAGAAGAUUGACCGUAUCAUGGAAAAGUUUGCUGAGCGUUACUGUGCUGAUAACCCAGGACUUUUCAAGAAUGCAGAUACGGCAUAUAUUCUUGCAUAUGCUGUAAUAAUGUUGAAUACUGAUGCGCACAAUCCAAUGGUGUGGCCUAAAAUGUCUAAAUCAGAUUUCAUACGCAUGAACACUGUAGCUGAUGCAGAUGAAUGUGCUCCAAAGGAGCUGCUAGAGGAGAUAUAUGAUUCUAUAGUCAAGGAGGAAAUAAAAAUGAAGGAUGAUGACAUUGGUGGAAGCAGAAACAGCAGAGCUAGGCCCGAAUCAGAGGAGAGAGGCCGUCUUGUCAGUAUUCUGAAUCUGGCUCUUCCUAGAAGGAAAGCGACUAAUGAUUCUAAAAAAGAAAGUGAUAAUAUUGUUAAACACACUCAGGAAUUCUUCAAAAAGCAAGGGGGUAAAAGAGGUGUCUUUUACACUGCUCACCAGAUUGAACUUGUAAGGCCCAUGCUUGAAGCUGUGGGAUGGCCAUUGCUGGCUGCAUUUUCUGUCACCAUGGAAGAUAGUGAUAAUAAACCAAGAGUUCUUCUUUGUAUGGAGGGAUUUAGAUCAGGAAUACAUCUUGCACGUGUUCUUGGAAUGGAUACCAUGCGUUAUGCUUUUUUGACUUCACUAGUGAGAUUUACCUUUUUGCAUGCUCCAAAAGAUAUGCGAAGUAAAAACGUAGAGGCUUUGAGGACUCUGCUCCUUUUGUGUGAUGUGGAAACAGAAUCGUUACAGGACACAUGGAAUGCGGUUUUGGAAUGUGUUUCAAGGCUGGAAUAUAUCACUUCAACCCCAUCUAUUGCUGCAACAGUAAUGCAGGGCUCAAAUCAAAUCUCAAGAGAUUCUGUUCUUCUGUCUCUUAGAGAGUUGGCAGGGAAACCAUCUGAACAAGUAUUUCUAAACAGUGUGAAGUUGCCGAGUGAUUCAGUUGUGGAGUUUUUUACAGCCCUAUGUGGCGUAUCUGCAGAAGAACUUAAGCAAACACCUGCUCGAGUUUUCAGCUUGCAAAAACUUGUUGAAAUCAGUUACUAUAAUAUGGCUCGGAUACGGAUGGUAUGGGCGCGAAUAUGGUCUGUUCUGUCUGUCCAAUUUAUUACUGCUGGAAGCCACCAUGAUGAGAAAAUCGCGAUGUAUGCUAUUGAUUCACUUAGGCAGCUUGGUAUGAAGUACCUGGAGCGCGCAGAGCUAACCAACUUCACUUUUCAGAAUGACAUCUUGAAGCCUUUUGUUGUUCUCAUGCGUAAUAGCCGUAGUGAAUCUAUACGCAGUCUAAUUGUUGACUGCAUUGUCCAAAUGAUAAAAUCUAAGGUUGGAAGCAUAAAGUCUGGCUGGCGAAGUGUGUUUAUGAUUUUUACUGCAGCUGCUGAUGAUGAAAUAGAGCCUAUUGUUGAAAGUGCUUUCGAAAAUGUGGAGCAAGUUAUCCUGGAACACUUUGAUCAGGUGGUUGGGGAUUGCUUUAUGGACUGUGUUAAUUGUCUUAUUGGGUUUGCUAAUAAUAAAAGUUCCCCAAGGAUCAGUUUGAAGGCUAUUGCUCUUCUUCGUAUAUGUGAAGACCGUCUUGCGGAGGGUCUGAUCCCAGGUGGUGCUCUUAAACCGGUUGAUGUGGGUGGGGAUCCUAAUUUUGAUGUAACGGAGCAUUAUUGGUUUCCAAUGUUGGCGGGCCUGUCUGAUCUAACAUCUGAUCCUAGAGUGGAGGUCAGAAACUGUGCACUUGAGGUUCUGUUUGAUUUGCUGAAUGAGAGAGGCCACAAAUUCUCCUCUGCCUUCUGGGCGAACAUCUUCCACCGUGUUCUCUUUCCCAUCUUUGAUCAUGUCAGGCAUGUUGGAAGAGAUGGUUUUUCUGCUGGUGAUGAGUGGCUCCCUGAAACUAGCAUUCAUUCUCUACAACUCCUCUGCAACCUUUUCAACAGUUUCUACAAGGAGGUCUCUUUCUUGUUGCCUUCAUUACUAGGGCUAUUGUUAGAUUGUUCGAAGAAGACAGAACAGUCUGUGGUUUCAAUCUCGCUGGGUGCUCUGGUACAUCUGAUAGAAGUUGGGGGCCACCAAUUCACGGAUAGCGACUGGGAUACUCUGUUGUCAAGCAUACGUGAUGCGGCAUACACCACACAGCCUCUUGAGCUUCUCAAUUCAGUGGGUUUUGAUAGCACAAGAAGCCAUGCAACAGUAACGAGAUUGCCAACUCUCAAUAGUGAUGAAAGCCCUUCCCUGAAGCAUGGAAACUAUGGCAAAAUUGAAGUUCGCCCAUUUGGCAGUGGUGAGAAUGAGAAUGACAUGGACACAUCAUCACGAGGUAGUAGUAACAAUGGUUUUGGACAGCAUAAUGGUUCUCAUACCUUGCAAUAUGAUAAUCAAGGAUCAAAUUUCAAACAAAGCAUUGAGGAUUCCGAAGGUCUCCCUUCACCAUCAGGAAGGGCAGGAAAAUUAUCUCAAGCUGGAAACCUCCAACGGAGCCAAACCCUAGGUCAAAGGAUUAUGGGUAACAUGAUAGACACUCUCUUGCUAAAGAAUCUCACUUUUAAGUCCAAAGGUCGUCCUGGAGAUGUUCUGGUUCCUUCGUCUCCAACCAAGAUUCCUGAACCUAUGGAAACUGAUGACAAGGAUAGUGAAGAGAAUCCAUUGCUUCAAGCUGUUAGAGGAAAAUGCAUUACACAGCUGUUAUUGCUGGGAGCUAUUGACAGUAUUCAGAGGAAGUAUUGGAGUAGGCUGAAGUCCCCACAGAAGAUCGCUAUAAUGGAUAUAUUACUGUCUGUUUUGGACUUCUCCGCCUCAUAUAAUUCUUAUUCCAAUCUCAGAAUACGGAUGCAUCAGAUGCCUUCUGAAAGGCCACCUUUGAAUCUUCUUCGCCAGGAAGUGACAGGCACAGGAAUUUAUUUGGAUAUCUUACACAAAACUACAAUGAACUUCAUUUCUGAUAGUGAAAAUUCAGUUGGAAAUAUGCGUUCCUCUGUAGAUGAUUCGGCCCCAAAACAUGAUCCAUGUGAUACCGAAGCUGCUGAAGCAGAACAACUUAAUGACCUUGCAGAAGGAAAGUUGGUAUCCUUUUGUGGUCAGAUAUUAAAGGAAGCAUCUGACCUCCAACCUAGCACGGGGGAUGCUGCUAAUGUGGACAUUCAUCGAGUCCUUGAGUUGCGAUCACCUGUCAUUGUUAAGGUGCUGAAAGGGAUGUCCCUCAUGAACAAUCGGAUAUUCAGAAAGCAUCUUGAAGAGUUCUAUCCAUUGAUCACUAAACUAGUUUGCUGUGAUCAGAUGGAUAUUCGUGGAGCCUUGGCUGAUCUCUUCAACACACAGCUGACUUCCCUUUUACCUUAAUCUCUGAUCCCAUCUUCCAAAAUCACCCUUUGUUAGCGAAAGGCUUAUUGGCAUUGGCAUUCUGAUUGAUGAGGCUUCUUGGGCUAUCGAUUUCAUUGGAGAUAGAUGCACACCUUUGGAUCAAUUCCUUUUUCAUCCUCGUGCUUUCUUGCUGCAGAAUAUUUCUUGCUUCGUUAAUAGAGAGAUUUAUACAUUGAAAAAGAAGCCCAAACUUCCAUAGAAAGAACUAACCCCAAAGGGGAAGCUUCGAAGUGCAUUUUUCAAGAAGUUUUUGACUGGCACAUAUUGGGGUCCAAAAUUGAUAUUGUUUGGCCAAAGUAUAGAGAGGAUUGCUUGAGCUUGAGAGGGGUGAGAAAGUUGGUUGCUUGUAUCAUUUCGGAUUGGUGUUAGGAGACAUUCAAGCUUUGUGCUCAUUGAUUGCUCAUUGAAAUAGAAAUGCCGAGGGGAAUGGAUGGA
Amborella trichopoda is the source of this 6267-nucleotide messenger RNA. It is a transcript of the gene ATMIN7, whose product is annotated as HOPM interactor 7. The record is from RefSeq and is a predicted model, not a curated record. Gene Ontology annotation, molecular function: guanyl-nucleotide exchange factor activity. Gene Ontology annotation, biological process: regulation of ARF protein signal transduction. Gene Ontology annotation, cellular component: trans-Golgi network. NCBI's taxonomy places the organism in Eukaryota, Viridiplantae, Streptophyta, Magnoliopsida, Amborellales, Amborellaceae.